This is a messenger RNA of Anopheles bellator, 3617 nucleotides long. It is a transcript of the gene sm, whose product is annotated as heterogeneous nuclear ribonucleoprotein L. Gene Ontology annotation, cellular component: nucleus. Gene Ontology annotation, molecular function: mRNA binding. NCBI's taxonomy places the organism in Eukaryota, Metazoa, Arthropoda, Insecta, Diptera, Culicidae. Bases 240 to 1721 code for a protein of 493 amino acids. The record is from RefSeq and is a predicted model, not a curated record. Gene Ontology annotation, biological process: regulation of RNA splicing; mRNA processing. The transcript has 13 exons.
CAUAAAAAAAACACACCGAACACACACAACGCACAACACACGAACAACGAGCUACAAAACCACACACAAAAGACACAUCAACCCUUCCAAGUAACAGCAGCCAAGCGAGAUCACCGAGGAGAUCAGUGUGAAGGGGGCGAGCGCGAGAAAAGGCGAGGAUCAGCAGCGCAACUCCAAGGCCGCUCCAGGUGCCCGGCCACAGCCACAGCAACCUUCAGCCUCCCCUCCCUGGGUGUGUGAUGAUCAUGGCGUCGUUCAAUGGUGGUAGUGCCGCGGGCGGCGGCGGAGGAGGCGGUGGCCAGGACGGGCCGCACAACAAACGACUCUGCACCGGCCAGGAGAUGGGCGAAGUGCCGCUCAAUAGUCGGAACAACAACAACAACAUCAACGUCACAGACGAACCGCGCCGGAAGCGUGACGUUGCGACGCGCCCGAACCACAUCCUGCUGUUCACGAUCCUCAACCCGAUCUAUCCGAUCACAGUGGACGUCCUGUACACGAUCUGUCAUCCCAAUGGCCAAGUGCAGCGCAUCGUGAUAUUCAAGAAGAACGGUGUCCAAGCGAUGGUUGAGUUCGACAGCAUAGAGUCGGCCACGCGCGCAAAAGACAGCCUGAACGGAUGCGACAUCUACUCCGGUUGCUGCACACUGAAGAUCGACUAUGCGAAGCCAGAAAAACUCAAUGUUUACAAAAACGACAGUGACUCCAGUUGGGACUACACGCUGGCCGCUACCACGGUCAAGGAGGUCGGUAACGGACGUUCGCCCCUGCUCCAGGAUCCAACGCUCUUCGGUGGACGCCCACAGCCGUACAAACCCGCUCUGCUAGGGGUUGGCGGAGGAAAUGGGUUUCCACCGAACUUUUCGCCACCGGAUUUCCAUCCGUCGGAAAACUGGAAACCGGCCGCGGCCGGGACGCACGUCGGUCUGAUGAAGGACCCACCGCUGCCACGGAACGGACCGACCAACUUCAUCCAGCCGACACAGCAACAGGGAGCAGUUAUGAUGGUUUACGGGCUCGAUAACGGAACGGCCAACACCGAUAAGCUGUUCAACUUGUUCUGCCUGUACGGCAACGUGGUCCGGAUAAAGUUCCUGAAGACAAAGGAAGGCACCGCCAUGGUACAGAUGGGUGACGCCAUCGCCGUCGAGCGUUGCGUCCAGCACCUGAACAACAUUCCAAUAGGAAAUGAUGGCAAAAUUCAGAUCGCAUUUUCCAAGCAAAACUUCCUGUCCGAGGUCACCAACCCGUACACGCUGCCGGACCACACGCCCAGCUUCAAGGAGUACACCGGCUCGAAGAACAACCGUUUCCUGUCGUUGACUCAGGCGAGCAAAAAUCGCAUCCAACCGCCAAGCAAGAUUCUUCACUUUUUCAACACCCCACCGGGUCUGACUGACGAGCAGCUGAUUGCUGCGUUCGCCGUCAGCGAUUGCCACCCGGCCCAGGUCCGCAUGUUCCCGCUGAAAUCGGAACGCUCGUCGUCCGGGCUGGUUGAGUUCCCGAGCGUUGCGCUAGCCGUCCAGGCGAUCAUGAAAUGUAAUCACACCGCCAUCGAUCACAAAGGCACAAAAUUUCCGUUCAUCAUGAAGCUCUGCUUUUCGUCCUCAAAAACGAUGAACGGGGCGUGGAACAAUGAGAACAUCGAGAACUUGAAGCAGGUUGGCGUUUCGGCCCCCACGACACCGGGCGCGGAAGACGAACCGAUGCAGGCACGAUAAGCAGCAGCCGCCAGUGUUGAGACAUCAUCAAGCAGAGUUUGGGGCAAAAAUGUGGCACCGCGUUAUUACAUCCAGGAGCAGCCUAGCGGGCCACAACACGACAACCAGCAGCAGCAGCAGCAGCAGCAGCAGCAGAGCUCAUCAUCAUCUUAAACCACCGUACUUGUGUGUCGAUGGCGCACAUUCAUGAAACCCCUUAUCAUCACCGUAGGUUCUACCAUCGCAUACGCUCUCCUAUCACCUACGCGUUGGGAAAGAAUCCCAUCAUCCCGCCAAUUGCCAGGGGCAGCUAAGGGCAAAUCUAUAUGGAUAAAGACAAACGCAGUGCAGAAUAAAUGCUUCGCCUAGCCCACAACAGUUGUGAUGAACAUUAGGAUUCGUCCAUCAAUACUACAAGAUUGAGAGAGAAAUAUUUUUAGGAAUGCAUCAAAUACGAACCCCGCGUGAAGAUAGUGCAUGUGAAAGGACUGGAACUAGGACAGGCGGCCGAACAUCAGUCUUCUUCUCACAGACAUACAGAGACUUCUCAACAAUCACCAGGGCAGCCCCACAAUCUUCGAUAGCGACCCGGUUUUCCGGCCGGUUUUUGGUGCAAGUUGAGAGUCUGAUGAACCGUGCACCGUCUAAAUGUUUACGCGCUGAUAUUUUAAUAUAGGCUAAAUGGGAAGCGACGUGCAAGAUGGCCGGACCGGAAAGGCUUUAUUUUGGGUAUCUCCCCGCUCCGUUCCCCCUUGAUUCCACACGGAAACCCCCGUAACAAUACCCCACAGAGAGUCACACAAUCAACUAGGAAAAGAAAAGACUGGCGGAAACAGAACCCUGCCGAUCGCCGAGCACAGAUGGGAAGCAAACGACGAACGGUCACGAAACUCAAGAGUCACGUGGAGCAACGGUGAAUGUGUUAGCUUUGAAACCAAAAACCGAUGGAGGGUAAAAUCAUUAAAAGGAAACACGUGUUGAUGCCGGAAGCGGUUGGCGAGUUGGCCUGCAAAUUCAAUGUGUGUUCGAUUUUUAAAUUAAGUUCCCCCUUUAUUGUGCAGAUCAUUUUCUCAUUUGUUGUUUCGUUCUCAUAAACUUAGUACCUUGUUUUCGCUUUUCGUUUCCGUUGAACUUUUGCCCCGUUCUCUUCUCUUCUCUGCUCUACUGCUACUCUCUAGAGACCUCUAGACGCUAGAAGCUACACACCACUUACACAAGAAAGAAGAAAAAAGACAUUAUUUAUUGUGUUUACUAAUAGAUUGUAGAAACCACAUGCACACGACCGCGGGAGAGGCAAAAUGAAUCAUUAAACUGCGCAGAGUAUGUGGAGAAUGGGUGCGCUGAUCGGACCAUUUCAUCGCGCUGAUGACGUGAUCGUGAUCGAGCCUCUCCCGUUGCGCAUGAUCGUUCGAUCGUUUUGUUUUUGUGAUGAAAGUAUGCAUGCGGAGUGUGAUCGGGGCAUAGGAAAUGAAAGCAGCCAAUUGUAUUUAAUGAGCGUGUUGUGUAUACGUUAGACAAAGGUAGAGUGAAACGAAGGUGUAGGCAUAAAAGAGGAUUGUAUUUGUUUUGCGACCCUUUUUUUUUAUUUGGUCCCUUUCGAGUUAGGCUUAGAGUUCAGAGGCAAUGUACCAAAAGUGAAACGUCUUGAGGGGGGCCAGAUCGCGUGGAAGAUCGGGCGACGAGCGCAAAUUGUUAGCGAACCGCGGGGGGUUAACAUACACCAGUCACCAACAAAACAAGCAUAACACAAUACGCGCCAGCUCUCGAUGCUCCAAUAGGUACACUUUGUGCGCCACCAACAUCAUUAACACACGUGACACAAUAAAACUCUACAAGCACUUAAGCACUCUACACAACAAAGUGCAACCGGCACGGUGAGUACACUACUCUGCUCAUCCUUUGUUUACCCCUAACACA